Messenger RNA from Aspergillus saccharolyticus JOP 1030-1, 3346 nucleotides. RefSeq names its product putative C2H2 finger domain protein. Gene Ontology annotation, cellular component: chromatin. The transcript has 2 exons. Gene Ontology annotation, molecular function: zinc ion binding; RNA polymerase II cis-regulatory region sequence-specific DNA binding; DNA-binding transcription factor activity, RNA polymerase II-specific. The record is from RefSeq and is a predicted model, not a curated record. NCBI's taxonomy places the organism in Eukaryota, Fungi, Ascomycota, Eurotiomycetes, Eurotiales, Aspergillaceae. The coding region runs from base 241 to 3306 and encodes 1021 amino acids. Gene Ontology annotation, biological process: DNA-templated transcription; regulation of transcription by RNA polymerase II.
UUGUCCCCGGCACCUCCCCGAAGCUGCGACGCUCCCCCGCCGAGAUUUCGUUCCCCACGGGGUUUGCGCAAGUCCACGAUCGUGUCCGGACGUUCAGCUAUAUUGCAUCUUUCUUUCGAGAUAUUCUCCAUACAGUCUAGCAUUCAAUGCUCAUGACUAAUCGCACUACGUCCCCGACAUUGUCACCGCCCACCAACAAGGCACCGAUGGUUGUUUCCUUCCACUGCCGCAACUUUGUGCAUGAUGACUUCAGCUGUCACUGCAGUAGCUCCCUUGGAACAGGGGUCCAGAGGCCUUCACGAGGAAGCUACCAGAAAUGACGCAGCAGAUUCGGCGCUGGAAGGCCCCUCACGAAAGAGAAAGAGGACUCGAAAAGUCCAGACAGACCGCAAAUUUGAGUGCAACUUCGAUGGUUGCGGGAAGAAUUAUUCGCGCGCAGAACAUCUAUAUCGUCACCAACUAAAUCAUACGCCAAAACAAAUUUAUCGAUGCGAUUUUCCCGAUUGCCACCGCUCCUUUGUUCGACAAGACCUGUGUCUGCGCCAUCGCGAACGACAUACGACGCAAGGUUCUCAGCUGCAGAAGCGGGACAGUUUUGCGCAGGCUGCAGUCAACAAUGUACCAACUGCGUCAACCGAGCGAAACAGCCCACCGAUACCUAAGAAAGAUCAUACCGAAUCCCCGACUGGAGUCCCAAUAUCUCCUCCCGCAUACAAAUCAGCACUUGUGUCAAACAGAGAUCGGAUAGAUUCUGUCACAGUCACAUUCGGUAACAAUAUUGAGGCCACGGCUACUGCAAGCCCAUCAUCUCAGCCAGGUCAUUCUUCUCGGGCAUACAAAUAUCAACCACCCCGCCCACAGCCGGGCGUUGAGCUAUCGGAUCCCUCCAUAUCUCGCUCUGUUAGCCUGAGCAACCGUACCACCAGCUCUCCCGCGGGCCAGUCAACCACCACAUUCAGUCCUUCGGAUUAUCACCCUCACCGCAGUCAUCCAUCAGCUAGCAUAUCUCUACAUUCUGACGAGGCAGGUCAACAGACGCGGACGCGUAAUUCUGUCAAUGAGACGAGAAUGCUACCUAGCUACAUGGAAGGGCCCUCGAUGGGUCAUUCGGCAUCGUAUGCACCGAUUCCUGUGGGCGGGUACGCAGAUAUCUCAUUCGCCCCAGCGACAGCUUCUACAUCAGCGUCACUGGACACUGUGAGUACCUUUGACGCACUGGAUUCCGUGUCUGGGAUAAUGGCCCCGGGCUCCACGGUGGGAGACCCCGGCUUUGACGCCCUGACCUCCUGCGUCUAUCCGAUCUUUGGGGGAGAGACGCAUAACCGAUCUCCGUUCGCCAUGCCCGAAGAUUUCACGGCGUGGCUAUUCAACGACCCUCUCCCUAGCUCAUCCUCAAUGGGCUAUCCGUCUGCCACCAACAUGAUACCAAACUACCUCAAUGCAAUUCAGCUACAGAACCAAUUUCUCCUAGGUGAUCCUGGUUAUGGGAGUUUCAUGAAUGGAGUAAUUCCACACGACCCAAUGAGCGUGACCAGCAUUCUGGACGCUGGGUCUUCUCGAAUGAGCUUAUCCAACGAUAAGAGACAGGAGCUUCUUGCGCUCAUGGGCUCACGAUUCAAUGAGGCUGCAUACUCGGCAGUAGCAAAGCGCAAGGAUGCCCUCAUGGACGGUGAUCUGAAUGAUGAUCGCCAUGUUCUAGGACCACGCAUGAUGGAGGCCUAUAUCGCAUCGUAUUGGCAUCACUUUCACCCACAGUUACCCAUUCUGCACCGCCCUUCUUUCGUCUUGAACAAGGCUCCUAACUUGCUUCUGCUGGCUGUCAUAGCUAUUGGAGCAUCUACUCUGGACAAGAUGUUUGGGUCAGAUUUAACAGAGACCGCAGCAGAGUUGGCGAAUUUUAUUGCAUGGCAUCUACGUUGGGAGCUUUUCAUGGAUGCUGACUUUCGCCCACCAGCUAAGCUGUGGGUAUUCCAGGCACUACUCCUCCUUGAAGUAUAUGAAAAACUGUACUCUACCCGUGCACUACAUGAGCGAGCCCAUAUACAUCACGAUACCACUUUGACGCUGAUGCGGCGUGGUAGCUCACUGAUAGGCCGCUCCGCACUGGAUUCUCCGGCGAGCCUUAGAGACGAUCGACUAAGUCGCUCAGUCACUGGGUCAACUAUGACGCCUGACUUUGUGGCGGAAGAGUCCUGGACUCAUUGGAUCAAGGCCGAAGCCACGAGGCGUGUAGCAUUCGCGGCUUUUGUGCUGGAUUCAACGCAUGCCACCAUGUUCGGGCAUUCAGCUAAAAUGGUGGCCCACGAGCUGCGGCUGCCUCUCCCGUGUGAUGGAGCACUAUGGUCUGCGACGAAUGCCUCUGAGGUGGCUCGAGUUCAAUCCAGUUUGCAUGCGAAUGGAGUUAAACCGCUCAUGUUUCUAGAUGGUCUGAAAAGGACACUCAAUGGCCAACCGGUCCGAACCAAUGCUUUUGGACGCACCAUUCUCAUGGCAGGGCUGCUGAGUGUCAGCUGGCACAUGAACCAGCGAGAUCUUCAGGUGAGCUCGCUGGGUGUAUUGCAGGCACUAGGGGGCCGCGACAAGUGGAGAUCCGCAUUGUUGCGGGCUUUUGACAAUUGGCGGCGAGAUUUUGACGAGGCUCUCGGGACAUCAGAACCAGGUUCGUUUUCUGGUGGCUACCGAGCACGACAUCCCUGGGACGAAGCCAAUGUCUUUGAAUCGCGCGACGUGCUACACGGAUUAGCACAUAUGGCCUCCCACGUCGACAUCGUUGACUGCCAGAUUUUUGCCGGAGCCGGGCGGCUCAUGGGGCGAGCUAUCACCCGAAAGGACUAUGACGGGGCGCGCGAGAAAAUGAACCGAUGGGCAACCAAGGCUACGGCCCGCGACGCCACAUUCUACGCGUUAAGGUUCCUGUCCGAGUGUCUCUUAGAUGAGGCGCGGGCUCUCGACCAUGACGAGAUUUAUUCGGGACGGGAUGACUACUUGCUCAACCGGCCGUGGGUUCUCUAUGUUGCCGCACUCGUAGUCUGGUGCUACGGGUACGCUCUUGAAGGACCGCUUGAACACCCCACCAAAUUAGUCAGACCUGCGGAGCAGCAACAUGACAUGCAGCAAUUUCUGCGGCGAGUCGGCGGGGUGCGUGAACCCAGUGAUUUGGAAGGGAUGAAAGGCUGCAAUCAAUGCAUGGGGUUGUUGAUGGUCCUUCGCAAUGGGUUCACGAAUACCCGCUGGGAGCUACUGAGCGAGGCGGCCAAUUUACUCAGCAGUUGUAUUGACAAGUUGAACGGAGGCACAGCUCCGUGAUUUAAUCGAAGUAUCGGACCUCGGCAGCAUACUGUGACAG